AUGGAUGAGCCCAAAAGUACAGAUCCCAUUGCAGAGCUCAUUACAAGGUAUCAUGACCUCACUGGCAAUGAAAUCGAGGAGCUUAGAGAGGAGCCAAGCCCGCUCCAGUUUAUGAGAUAUGUCGCCAGGAACGUGCCCUUCGUCUUAAGAGGGGGUGCACGAAGUUGGUACGCCACUCGGUCAUGGUCGGUUGACAAGCUGAAGGAGAGUUUGGGCGACCAGCCGGUGAAUAUUGCCGUCACAGCAGCAGGCAACGCCGACGCCCCAACCUCAUACACCCACCCCGACGGCACCACCUCUCUCGUCCUCGCCAAACCCCACGAAGAACCCCAGCCCUUCAGCACCUUCAUCGACUACCUCAUCGCCCAAGAACACCAACAAACAACAGAUCCCACCCAACCACCGCGACCACCACCCACGGAAAUCCGCUACGCCCAAACCCAAGACAACAACCUCCAACACGAAUACGUCCUCCUCUCCGGCGGCGUCCCACCAGACAUCCCCUGGGCGCGCAUCGCCCUCCAACUCCGCAAACCAGACGCCACCAACCUGUGGAUCGGCAACUCCCACUCUGUGACUGCGCUGCACCACGACAACUACGAGAACAUCUACGCGCAGAUCGCUGGGCGCAAGCACUUUGUUCUGCUGCCGCCGGCGUGUGUGGCGGGCGUGAAUGAGCAGAUGUUGCCGCUGGCGACAUAUGUUAGGAAGGAAGGGGAAGGGGGUGGGUUUGAGUUGGUUAUUGAUCGGGAUGAGGAUCGUGGGGGGGUAUCGACGAGUGUGCCCUGGGCGAUCUGGGACCCGGACCGGCCGAUGGAGAAUGCUACGGCGUAUUCGUCGCUGGUUGAGCCUAUGCGGGUGACGCUCGAACCGGGGGAUAUGUUGUAUCUGCCUGCGUUGUGGUACCAUAAGGUCUCACAGAGCUGCUCACCUGAGGGGGUGUGCAUUGCUGUCAAUUACUGGUAUGAUAUGGAGUAUCACGGAUCACUGUACCCAUUGGCGGAAUUUGCCAGGUCAAUAGCACACAAAGAACGGUUGACCACAUUUUCCCGGUCAGCGGGAAUAACGGAAGAACCCGACGAGACGAAGCUAGAGAGCAACAAACGAAGAGUAACACCGAUACCAAACCCGCCAUCUUGA
Dichotomopilus funicola is the source of this 1140-nucleotide messenger RNA. RefSeq names its product cupin-like domain-containing protein. The record is from RefSeq and is a predicted model, not a curated record. NCBI's taxonomy places the organism in Eukaryota, Fungi, Ascomycota, Sordariomycetes, Sordariales, Chaetomiaceae. Gene Ontology annotation, molecular function: 2-oxoglutarate-dependent dioxygenase activity. The coding region runs from base 1 to 1140 and encodes 379 amino acids. The transcript has 4 exons.